Molecule: messenger RNA, 1453 nt
Organism: Coffea eugenioides
Lineage: Eukaryota; Viridiplantae; Streptophyta; Magnoliopsida; Gentianales; Rubiaceae
Product: endoplasmic reticulum-Golgi intermediate compartment protein 3
Exons: 12
Coding region: 137-1174 (345 amino acids)
Cellular component (GO): COPII-coated ER to Golgi transport vesicle; endoplasmic reticulum
Source: RefSeq, a predicted model, not a curated record
UUUCGUCCGAAUAAAAGAAAACAAGAACAGAAAAAGAAGAAGAGGAAGAAGAAGAAGAAGAAAUCGGAGACCGGCAGACCCACCAACUACCACAUUGUCGCCGUCAGAUCACCGGCGCGAAGGAUUGGAGCUGAAGAUGGGUGUGAAGCAAGCUAUAAAGAACUUGGAUGCUUUUCCACGAGCCGAAGAGCAUUUGUUGCAGAAAACACAAUCCGGCGCCCUUGUUUCAAUCGUUGGACUGGUCAUCAUGGCAACACUAUUUUUUCACGAGCUGAGAUACUAUCUCACUACGAAUAUUGUUCAUGAGAUGGCUGUUGACUUGAAAAGAGGAGAAACUCUACCAAUCCAUAUCAAUAUGAGUUUUCCAUCUUUACCAUGUGAUGUUCUGAGUGUCGAUGCUAUUGAUCUGUCGGGAAAGCAUGAAGUGGAUCUUGACACAAAUAUAUGGAAGCUUCGUUUGAAUAGAGAUGGAUAUAUAAUUGGUACAGAGUAUUUGUCGGACCUUGUGGAGAAGGAGCAUACUGCACAUAAACAUGGGCAUGAUGAUCAAGACCAGAAAGUCCAUCUCCAAGGUUUUGAUAAAGAAGCUGAAGAUAUGAUUAAAAGGGUGAAGCAAGCUUUGGCUAAUGGAGAAGGCUGUCGGGUCUAUGGUGUUUUAGAUGUUCAACGGGUUGCUGGGAAUUUCCAUAUUUCGGUUCAUGGGCUGAGUAUUUUUGUUGCUCAAAUGAUUUUCGAAGGAUCUAGUCAUGUCAAUGUCAGUCACAUCAUUCAUGAUUUAUCCUUUGGGCCAAAAUAUCCAGGCAUUCAUAAUCCACUUGAUGGGACAACUCGGAUCUUGCGUGGGACAAGCGGAACCUUCAAGUAUUAUAUAAAGAUUGUUCCAACAGAAUAUAAUUAUUUAUCAAAAGAAGUUUUACCAACUAAUCAAUUCUCUGUCACGGAGUAUUUCUCACCGAUGAACGAGUUUGAUAGGACAUGGCCAGCUGUGUACUUUUUGUAUGAUUUGUCACCAAUUACUGUUACCAUCAAAGAAGAACGUCGCAAUUUCCUCCACUUUAUUACUCGUCUUUGUGCUGUACUGGGUGGGACAUUUGCCUUAACAGGAAUGCUGGACAGAUGGAUGUACAGGCUGCUUGAAGCAUUUAUAAAGCCUAAAAGAAGCCUUUUACGGUGAAUUGCAGUUCAAGAGGACCUAAAACUAGUCAUGCUGUCAAGCAAAUUGUAUACUAUUGUGACACUAGCAAAAGUGCGUUCGUUGCCUAGUUUAUACCAUAGAUCAUGUGCAUUAUCAGCUCUUGUUAUUUAUCUUUUGAAUUAAGCCAUUCCGUAGUCAAAUAGUUUAUCCACAACAAUUUUGCUUUGGUCUAACAGCUUUUUGCUAGCAAUGUGAUCAAGUUAAUCAAAAUUUUGUACUUUUGUUGACAUAAAUGCUUUUGAUCUUGACAGUGAAUUA